AUGGACAGCUCCACAGUUUCGAACACUGAGAGCCCAUCUUCACAGAGGUCAAGACGUGAUCCAGUUGGACGCAGUAGAUCUGCAUCCCCUCUACACAUAUCAACGAGUGGUUCUUCACCCCAAGACAUGAGGGUUGAGCGCAGAGCAUCGCCCAACACCUAUCACAACAGGCUGAGUACAGAGGUUCUAGAAGAGCCUCGUCGAUUUGCCUGUGACUCAAAUCCAAUGGCGGCACUUGUUGACAAAGAAGAGUCAAGGCUGGGGAAAGGCAAAUAUCAAAGGGGCGAUGUUGGUGCGUGGUUGUGUCCAGAGGAGUGCUCUGCUGAGCAAGCAGAAGCAAAUCCAAGCUAUAUUCCGUACUCUGGCCGUGGCGAUCGGACGGAGCACCACCCAAGUGGUGUUGUUUGGGAAAACAUGCCACAUCAAAAGACUCAGGAUCUUUUGGUUGAUAUCUAUUUUCGACGGAUCCAUCCAAUAUUGCCCAUCCUUGACGAGGAAUCGACUAGGAACCAAUACCAAGGAGGAAAGCUACCUAUGCCUCUUAUCCAAGCAAUAUGUCUCGUUGCUGCGAAAGAUUCAACUGCCGCUGGCUCUCUGUACCUUGAUAAUCAUGCAGUGCCACUCCCUUUGAGGGAAUUCAGCAGGAUUCUCUAUGAUGAUAUCUUGCAAAAGAUCCCACGGCGCUCCGAGAGAAAGGUCCUCACAAUCCAGGUCCUCGCUUUGUUAUCACUUCACGAAUGGGGGGCCACUGGAUCUGAAGACUGUUCCUUGAACCUAGCACAGGCCAUCCAUCAUACGCAAACCCUGGGGUUACAUUUGAUGAGACCUGAUCAGAAUACCCUCCAGUCUCCCAAGGCACUAUUUUGGUGUUUAUGGAGCCUGGACCGAUGGAACGCUGCCAUGAAUGGGAGGCCGUUGAUGAUACACGAUGCAGAUCGAAGCCAAGGGGUCAAUGAUGUUGCUCCAUUAUUCCAGCCAGCAUUUCGGAUCUGGUUGCGAAUUGCCGACAAGUUGGGCGAGGUUAUCAACUGUUACCGACCGAUCCAAAAAGGCGCAGAGCAGGGGGAACUCGACAUCCCCUCGUUUGAGGAGAUUGUUGAGCAGUGUGAGGGUUGGGAUGUAGCCCCAGAUAUCCUAGAAUGGCUUGAUCUCAUUUAUCAUUCCGUUAUCAUUCUGUCGACCCAUUCGAAUGGUCUACAGGGGCGUCUGCGGCCCCGGAUAUCCAACAUCCGACAAGACCAUUCAAUAUUGUCACUUGCAAGUCUCUUCUGCAAUAGAGACAUCAGGAAGUUCCUGCCACUUCCAAUGAUAAGUUACACCAUAUCGCUUUCCUUCUCGGUCGCAUACAAGCAGACACGAGGAAGCAAAUUACCGUCAGCUCGCCACACGGCACUCCCCAGACUCCGUUUCUUUCACCAGUGUCUCCAGAAAUUAAGUACCACGUGGUGGCAGGCUGCGGUAAUGGCUAGAUUAGGCCAUCGAGUGUUGAGCAACAUCCAACCCACCAUAGAUCAGGAACGUUCCACAAACCAUGAAACCGAUAUCACCCGAUUGAACUCUCGACCCGAGUUGCACCAUCUACCGAACCAUCCACCCGAUACAAGUGCCAACCUACAGUCGUACUCGAACGUUGAGUUUGAGGAAGCAUCGGGGCGAACAGAGCCCAAGUCGGACCGUGUACACCAUCUCAACAGUACCUAUUGUGGACCAAAUCAGCUUUCACAUUGGAAUGAAGUGGAUAGCGACUCUCUAUCAUCAGCGGACUUGGAGGAAUUUGAUCUAUUCUUCGGCAAUUUCCCUGAUCUCAAUUUUUCAAGCUAUUCGAAUGAUCAGUUGUUGUCGGACCUUGACGUCACCGGCUUCGAGUUUGUCAAUGACAGACUCUGA
Penicillium olsonii is the source of this 1887-nucleotide messenger RNA. The record is from the annotation of a GenBank genome assembly. NCBI's taxonomy places the organism in Eukaryota, Fungi, Ascomycota, Eurotiomycetes, Eurotiales, Aspergillaceae.